Carassius carassius (crucian carp) is the source of this 1457-nucleotide messenger RNA. Its product is annotated as phospholipid phosphatase 2-like. Lineage: Eukaryota; Metazoa; Chordata; Actinopteri; Cypriniformes; Cyprinidae. The transcript is spliced from 6 exons. Gene Ontology annotation, biological process: phospholipid dephosphorylation; phospholipid metabolic process; signal transduction. The record is from RefSeq and is a predicted model, not a curated record. The coding region runs from base 193 to 1053 and encodes 286 amino acids. Gene Ontology annotation, molecular function: phosphatidate phosphatase activity.
UCAGUGGUUCAUUCUUCACACUCCUCACGCGUUUAGUUGACUCGAGUCCGUCAAAAUAAGCAGCGCGAGCGCGGACGCGUUACAUCAUCAGCGCACCUUAACGCAGGUGACAGGACACCCGGAAGAACAUCGACUAUCACACGAGUCACUUGAGUUUCAUUCAACCCCAGAAGAGCCGAGCAGAUCACGGUCAUGCCAGACCUCAAGAAGAACAAGUUGUUUAUGGUGCUGAUGGAUAUCUUGUGUGUGCUCGUGGUGGCGAUGCCGUUCAUCAUAUUGACCAUCAGGUUCCAGCCGUACCAGCGUGGCGUUUACUGUGAUGACAAGACCAUCCAUUAUCCCUACAGACCAGACACCAUCUCUCACAAAAUGAUGGCGGCCGUUACCAUUCCCUGCUCCAUCAUUAUCAUCAUUUCCGGAGAGGCCUACCUGGUCUACACCAAACGUCUCCACUCCAAUUCGAACUUUAACCAGUACGCCGCGGCGCUCUAUAAAGUGGUGGGGACGUUUCUGUUCGGCGCAUGUGUGAGCCAGUCUCUGACCGAUAUGGCCAAGUACACCAUCGGACGCUUGCGGCCCAACUUCAUGGCGGUGUGUGCUCCAGAAGUGUGCGAGGGCUACGUUCUGGUGAUCAACUGCACGGGAAGCCGUCACAAUGUGACCGAAUCCAGGCUGUCGUUCUACUCCGGUCACUCCUCCUUCGGGAUGUACUGCAUGUUGUUUCUGGCGCUGUAUGUCCAGGCACGUAUGGCAUCCAAGUGGGCCCGCCUCCUCAGGCCCACAAUUCAGUUCUUCCUGGUGGCCUUUGCCAUUUAUGUGGGAUACACGCGUGUGUCUGACUACAAGCACCACUGGAGCGAUGUGGUCGUGGGGCUCCUGCAAGGGGCGCUGGUCGCAGUCCUCACGGUGCGAUACAUCUCGGACUUCUUUAAAGAGCGACCCCCUCUCUGCCAGGAUGUUGAAAAUGCUGAAAACGAAGACAGUGAGCGCAAGCCCAGCCUUCAUAUUGCAGACACGGACAGAAACCAUUACUCCCACAGAGGGCCUGUAUGAGCCUGACCUUUGACCUGUGAGAGCAGUCACACAGAAGCACUGGAUGCUGCAGCACGUCUCAUACAGACAGCCACACACACUGUACACUGGCUCCGACUGCGCUCUCUUCCACAGGAUAAUGCUCCCAUUUCACACACAGAGAGAGAGCGAGUGAAUUCAUCAACGAACACUUAAUAUUCAAUUUUAAACUUCUCUACAGACCGUGUUUAUACCAGAUUUUGUCUUAUGCAUUCUCAUAUACGCCAAGUGCACAUAUCACCUGACAUCUGAUGAACCGUGAGGGACUUUAUUGUAAUCCGAGCACAAAGACGCACUUCUCCAAGGGGAACUGGUCGUUUCCAUGACAACCUCAAAACCACCGGUUGACAUUUACUGACUAGCUGUACUUCUGCUGUUGGAAGCGA